UGUGAAUGACAUUGAAUAUGCUUCCAGCAUGAGCCUUUUUGGCAGGAGGCCCAGCCAAGACUUAACUGUGGCUUCUGCUCCAUCUGGGGACUGUUGGGGCUCAAUGAGUUACACAAUCCUAGUUAUUCUCAAAAUUGAGUCAUGGCUGUGCUCCCCAGUGGCACAGCUCUGAAAACAAAUUGGGACGAUGGGAGGCGAGCCUGCUAGAUUAGAGGUGCAGUGCAUUGGAUCAUCCCUCCUACUUUCCGGUUCACCACAUAUGGUCAGUGUCCUAGGUUUUAGAGUAAGGGCCAAAGCAACAGCAUGUGAGGAUUUCACCUUACUGGUGAAGACACACCUGUUCUCAGAGUAGGAGACAGCUUCCAGGAAUAUCAGCAAAAACAAACCACAGGAAAAGACAGAUAAAUUUAACUACAUAAAAAGUCAACCUGAGACUAGCGAGCAAUACAGUCAGGAUGGUUAAAGGUGACCCCAGGAAAUCAAAGGGCAAGACGUCUGCUUAUGCCUUCUUUGUGCAGACGUGCAGAGAAGAAUAUAAGAAGAAAUGCCCAGAGGUCCCUGUCAGUUUUGCAGAAUUUUCCAAGAAAUGCUCUGAGAGGUGGAAGACAAUGUCCGGGAAAGAGAAACCUAAAUUUGAUGACAUGGCAAAGGCGGAUAAAGUGCGCUGUGAUCAGGAAAUGGAGGAUUAUGGACCAGCCAAGGGAGGCAAGAAGAAGGAUCCUAAUACCCCCAAAAGGCCACUGUCUGGAUUCUUCCUGUUCUAUUCAGACAAGUCCGCAAACCCUGGCAUCUCUAUUGGAGACGUGGCAAAAAAGCUGGGUGAGAGGAGGAAUAAGCUAAAUGACAGGGCAAAGCUGAAGGAGAAGCACAAGAAGGGCGUUGCUGACAAGCUGAGAAUGAAGCGGAGAGCAUCAGACAGAGGAGCUGGGGAAACGUCGGCCAGGGCCAAGGCUCUAGGAAGUGGGAUUUCUGGAAAUAAUGCAAAGAGAGCUGGACCAUUCAUCCUUGGUCCUCGUCUGGGCAACUCACCGGUGCCAAGCAUUGUGCAGUGUUUGGCAAGGAAAGAUGGCACGGAUGACUUCUAUCAGUUGAAGAUCCUGACCCUGGAGGAGAGGGGGGACCAAGGCAUAGAGAGCCAGGAGGAGCGGCAAGGCAAGAUGCUGCUGCACACCGAGUACUCUUUGCUGUCUCUCCUGCACACGCAGGACGGCGUGGUACACCACCACGGCCUCUUCCAGGACCGCACCUGUGAAAUCGUUGAAGACACGGAAUCCAGCCGAAUGGUUAAGAAGAUGAAGAAGCGCAUCUGCCUCGUCCUGGACUGCCUCUGUGCUCAUGACUUCAGCGACAAGACCGCUGACCUUAUCAACCUACAGCACUACGUCAUCAAGGAGAAGAGGCUCAGUGAGCGGGAGACUGUGGUCAUUUUCUACGACGUGGUCCGUGUGGUGGAGGCACUGCACCAGAAAAACAUCGUGCACAGAGACCUGAAGCUGGGGAACAUGGUGCUCAACAAGAGGACACAUCGGAUAACCAUCACCAACUUCUGCCUCGGGAAGCAUCUGGUGAGCGAGGGGGACCUGCUGAAGGACCAGAGGGGGAGCCCUGCCUACAUCAGUCCCGACGUGCUCAGCGGCCGGCCAUACCGCGGCAAGCCCAGUGACAUGUGGGCCCUGGGCGUGGUGCUCUUCACCAUGCUGUAUGGCCAGUUCCCUUUCUACGACAGCAUCCCUCAGGAGCUCUUCCGCAAGAUCAAGGCUGCCGAGUACACCAUCCCUGAGGAUGGACGAGUUUCUGAGAACACGGUGUGUCUCAUCCGGAAGCUGCUGGUCCUUGACCCCCAGCAGCGCCUGGCCGCCGCCGACGUCCUGGAGGCCCUCAGUGCCAUCAUUGCAUCGUGGCAGUCCCUGUCAUCUCUGAGUGGGCCGUUGCAAGUGGUUCCUGACAUCGAUGACCAAAUGAGCAAUGCGGAUAGCUCCCAGGAGGCGAAGGUGACUGAGGAGUGCUCCCAGUACGAGUUUGAGAACUACAUGCGGCAGCAGCUGCUGCUGGCUGAGGAGAAGAGCUCCAUCCAUGAUGCCCGGAGCUGGAUGCCCAAGCGGCAGUUCGGCAGCGUGCCCCCAGUGCGGCGGCUAGGCCAUGACGCACAGCCCAUGACCUCCUUGGACACGGCCAUCCUGGCACAGCGCUACCUGCGGAAAUAGCGGCCUCAGCCAGGGCUACCAGCACCGCCGCCACCUCUUCCAGCCCUAGCCAAAGGCCUGGCUGUCAGGGCUGGGCCCUGUAGUGCUGGACUCUCCCAGGCUGCAACAGGAACAGGGCAGGGACAGGGACAGCCCAGGUCACACGUGGGGUCAGCAGAGGUACCACAAAGCUACCUUUUGGUAUGAUUGCUUGAUUGUUUGGUUUUUAAAUCUGAGAAGCCUAGAUAACUAAUCUGCUUUUAAUCAUGAUGUUUUAAUCUACCUCUGUCUCUUUAACCAUGCUGUCUCUGGACUGAGCGAGAGGGAGGAGGAGGGGGCCUGCUCACUCUGCCCCAGGGCCUUCCCCAGCGCCCACCACUUGACCCGGGCACUGCUCCCCACAGUCCAAAUAAGCUGAAAGUGCAGCUCGCUUCAGGCCCCAGAGCGAGCGUCCCCUCCUUCCCUCUCUCCCAGGCCCCUGCCACAGCCUCUUUCCGUCCCCCUCCUUCUGAUCCAGGCCCUCAGUCCAAGCUUUGGAAAACCUUCACCUCAUCUUAAGCCGAACUCAAAUAUAUUUAUUUUUAUACCGUAACCAACGUCUCUCCCAUCUCUAGGUGGCUCAGCCCACGGCCACUCCCUGCCCCCAGCCUGGCUGGACAGCAGGGAGUCCACAGCCCACACGUGGGCUCCCUCCUCACCCCCAGGCAGGGAAGGCCCUCCUGCCGGCCCCUGUCCACUUUCAGCCCGCCAGUCCCUCUCUGCUGCUGGUGAUGGGAGGCCUUUCUAGACCUGGCUCUUUCUCUCCCGUCUCAGUGGCUUCUCUGAGGUGCUGUACACGCGUGUUAACCUUUUCCUUUCUCCAUCCUUCCCCGUGGUACCAAGCUUACAUGGACUCCCGAUGUGAAGGGCCCCAGGGGUCAGGUGGCAGGCCUGGCUGUGAGCAGGGGCCUGCCUGCAUGCUUCCCUGCUCCCACCCUACUCUUGUGUUCAGAGGAUGGUGGGGACAUCUCCCUGUGCCCUUGCCUCAUACUAGAUGUGGAUUCUCUCCCUGUAGACCUUAGCCAGGGUCCUCCAUGGGCAGUGGGGGACUCAGGGGAGAAUCGUAGGGAUUGGGGGACCCUGCAUGCCUGGCUUGAGAACAGCCCUGCUGCCCUUUUGAGCCGAGAUUUUGAAGUGGAUGCCCGUCUUGCCAGAAAUGCUGUUCUCACCAGAAUGCCCUCCCCUCCCCUUUGCCCUCACUGGACUUGGCCCUGCCUGAUGCCAAGCAAAGACCCUUCCCCAGAGGCCUAUGCCCCAUAUGCCCUCAGAAAGGCUGAGUGUCCCCUCCAAGCAGUCAUGAGCCCUGAGCUCCUCCUGCCUGGCCCUGCUCCCCAGUGGGGAAGUGACUGUGUUUCCCAGAGUGCAAGCUGUUCUCCUCCCCCCAAAAAGCUGACUCACUGUGAGUGACCUUGGGCAAGUUCCCAAACCUCCUUGUGCCUCAGUUUCCCCAUCUGGAAAAAAUGGGGCCACCUCUUGCCAGCAGUAGCAGGGCUGCCCACGCCCCUUCCUCCCCAUGCCCCAUCCAGCACUUGGGCACCUCGCCUCUGCCUAGUGGGCCUGUGGGAGAGCCCACCGGAGCCCAGCACUUACUCCCCCUGAGCGGCGAGCCCUGUGUCUGUCUCAGCUGUCCAGCGCUGAGGGCCAGGGUCUUGGGCCGUGGGGCUGGGGGAUGCCCUCUUUUCUAUAUUUAUUUCAUAAACGUCUCCUGAGGGAGCGGAAAUGCAGUCUGGCCUAGGGCUCCCAGCCCUCGACUGUCCCCCGUGAGGGCCUGAGGCUGGGCCAGGGCCCGUCGCGGCAGUGCCCCUGCCCAGCAGCCCACCUGGCCCCUCCAGGCCUGCUGCCCAUGCGUGAUCUCUCUCCUCCUUUUCAAAGCAAUAGCCUCCAGGUCUGCAAAGCCCUGUCAGACAGAUUGGGCCCUUCCAAGGUCAAGCCAUGUGUCUGAUUACAUUUCUGGUGAAGCAAAUGAGAGGAGGAUGGGUCAGCCCUCACUGGGUGUCACACACUGAGAGAAGUCCUAUUGUAAAGAAACAAAACGGAAAAAGUCACAAAAAAGUUUGUAUAAAGACAUAUUUUUGUACUACAUGGGGACUCUUCCUGCAUGUCAGCAAUAAAACUUCCUGAUCUGGGACCA
This is a messenger RNA of Cebus imitator (Panamanian white-faced capuchin), 4353 nucleotides long. It is a transcript of the gene STK40, whose product is annotated as serine/threonine kinase 40. Lineage: Eukaryota; Metazoa; Chordata; Mammalia; Primates; Cebidae. Gene Ontology annotation, molecular function: DNA binding; ATP binding; protein kinase activity. Gene Ontology annotation, cellular component: nucleus. Gene Ontology annotation, biological process: protein phosphorylation. The record is from RefSeq and is a predicted model, not a curated record.